Messenger RNA from Gasterosteus aculeatus aculeatus (three-spined stickleback), 2165 nucleotides. RefSeq lists its product as uncharacterized. The record is from RefSeq and is a predicted model, not a curated record. Gene Ontology annotation, biological process: regulation of transcription by RNA polymerase II. Lineage: Eukaryota; Metazoa; Chordata; Actinopteri; Perciformes; Gasterosteidae. Gene Ontology annotation, molecular function: RNA polymerase II cis-regulatory region sequence-specific DNA binding; DNA-binding transcription factor activity, RNA polymerase II-specific.
CCGGGGAAACGGACCCGUGCCUCCGAGUUGUGCAGCAAUGCCGUCACGUGACACUCGGAAAGGAGGAAUGCCAACAUGGACCCGUGGCAAGGACGGGGUGUGAGCGUGCGACGACAAUAACACGACGGAGGGAGACGCUAAAAGAGGGAAGAGGGAGAUAUAAACACACGGAAAGAGCCCGACGACGUCGCCGCUUCUCCCCCCCCCCCCCGCACCGCCGCCUCCUCCGGACCGAGCCUCCUCCGAACGACGCACGGUUGGUUUUUGGCAUCGCACCCCUGGAUAGUGUUUGCUCUCCAUCCUCUCCGCUGCAUUCGGCCGGGAUCAAUGGUGUCCCUCAGCAGCAGACCGCUGACCUCGGAGAAUGAUGUGUUCAGGGACAGCAGCAUGUUCUCCCUCGGCCUGGUAGACGGAGCCUGCAGGAUGGUGGGAUGCUCGGCCUCCUGCGACGGCCCAGAGGUCGUGCAGCUGUGCGCCGUGCACAGUUUCAGCGCCGAGGAGGAAGGGGGGGACGAGGACGAAGACGAUGACGCCGAUGGGACGUGUCUGCAUAUUUUUCUAGGGGCAGAGGGGGAAGAGGAGCAGGCGAGACGGGAGCCUAAGCUUCUAGACUUCCCUUUCCCACCGUCUUCCCCGUUUUCCCCGAGCCUGGAGGACAUCGACGAGUUCUUGAGGGAGAAGAUGGAGGUGGUCAAAGAGGGGCUACUAGCCCCGAAGGAGGAGGCCUCCCCUCUAGCAUGUAGUGGCUCCCCGUCCUCCGCUGCGCCGGCGGCUGCUCCCUCAGACACUUCUCGCGACCUGGAGACGGGCGCCCCUCCCUGCGCUUCAAACGCCCCUCAGAACGGGCCAAAGAGCCCGAGCCCAGCCGGCCUCUCCCCCUCCGCCCGAGCCAACCCGUCUCCCACCGCGAGCCCGCCGAUGCUCCUGGGCGGUCCGCUGGUCCUCCAGCUACAGCCCCAACCUGUGGCCCGUUCACCGAUGCCAGCGGGCUCGCCGCCCGCGGCCCAGAGUGGCCUUUGGCUCACCCAUCUGGUCAUGGGGCUCCAGGGUGCAGCCGGGCAAAAUCUCACCCUGCUGGCUCCGCAGGGGACCUCCGCCACCACCGCCCUGCUGUCCCUGCACGGCGGAGACGCCAAGUCGCCCGACCAGAAGUACGUGAGGAUCGCCCCACUGCCCAUCACCGUGAGGACUCUAGAGAUCACGGGCGUGGCUGGGAUGGGCGGCCCGAGCCUGUUGAAAGCCAUGGCCCCCCGGGGGACCAGGCUGGGGCCUACGGAGAGGGUCCACAAGUGCUCCCACCCAGGCUGUGGGAAGAUGUACACCAAGAGCAGCCACCUGAAAGCUCACUUCCGCCGCCACACGGGGGAGAAACCCUACACGUGUAGCUGGCCCGAGUGCGGCUGGAGGUUCUCCCGCUCCGACGAGCUGUCCCGCCACCGGCGCUCCCACUCCGGCGUCAAGCCCUACGAGUGCUCGCUGUGCGAAAAGAAGUUUGCCCGCAGCGACCACCUAUCCAAACACACCAAGGUGCACCGCAGCUCCAGGCCCGGCAGGAUUAUCAGAGCCACCGUGUGAGACGCCCUCUGCCGGCCCCUGGCCCCCGCCAUGUCAUGCACACCCCACCCCCCCCUGGCUUUUGGGAAGGGGGGGGGGGGGCGGGGUUCCCGGGCCUCCGUUGGGACUUUUGGUGCUUUCACUAACAGAACAUUCAGAAGAAUGGUGAGAGGUUUCCCCACACACGUUUUGCAUCUUUCUUCCGAGUGGCUCUACUGAGCUGCCACCUCAGGAAAAAGUCAGCUGAAAGUGGAUUUCUUGGCCUGUGUGUGUACACACACACACACACACACACACACACACACACACACACACACACACGCGCUGUCACAUUCUUACAGAGGCCCCUCUUGCAACCACUGAUCACACUACAGUGGCUUCCAGCAACAGGAGAAUAUCUAAUUCUGUAAAUUCUACCUUUUGUGAUUGGCCUCGUUCCCCAAAGGCUAAACUUCCGGGUUCAACACAGAGAAAGCUUUUUUUACUUUCACAAAGUAAUGUGUUCUACCCGCAUGGACGCCGAUCGCUGGAAGUGUGAAAUUGUGAUUAUGUCCUGAAUUGGGCCCAGCAAGGGGGGGGGGGGAUCCUAGCUUCGUGGUUAUUACCGCUCU